UCUACUGGCCCAUCCACUAUAUAAACCGACGACGUUUCCAUAUUCUAGAUGCAAGCAGAUAUCGAAAAAUGUCACGUGUGAGAUUGUCAACAUCAGCAAAGAAUGGCGGGAAAAAGAAAGUAUGUGGCCGCCUGGUCCGUUCGCAAUACCAAUGUCGAAGUACGGAUGUCCGGAGUCACAGUCUCGGGGAUGGUCGAAAGGUGUUUUGAAAGUAAACCUUGCAACACAAAAUAACAGAACAAUCGACUACAAAGGCAACAACUUAUUCCCAGAGAUAACAAAUAAUUCUAGAAGUCAGAAACUUAAGUUUUGUGUUAAAACUCGAAAUGAUCCAACGCUGGACAAAGGCCGUUGGAUUUCUGGCAAAUACAGUAUUUAUAAAAAAGGAGAAGGAUGCCCUUUAGGAUUUGAAGAACUCAAUCGAACAAUUUUCUAUAGUGAAUAUGAGACAUAUGGACAACUCCCAAAUCACGAAGUGUUGGAAGAAGAGCACUUUGACAACUACAUCACUAUGACGAUGUGCGGACGAUCAAAUAUUACAGACUUAGAAGUUGCGGACACCAUGUCAGCGUUUGGAAUGUUGAAAACAAUUUUUAUGCUUAUAAGGGCAAGAUAUUUAUCACAAUAUCUCUUUGAUUUAGUAGCGUUAACUGGUAGAAUAAACAUUAUAUGGUACUUUGCAAACCGCACAAUAUCUAAGUCUUCACAGGUAGUAGUAAACUAAAUAUAUAAAGGAAAAAUAAAUAAUAAGGAAUAUGGUAUGUUAGAAAAUAUAUUCUUAAAUAAAUGGCGAAAUUAAGAAUAAUUCAUGUUUAAAGAAUUUCCAAUAUCUGAUAAGACUUAUAAAGUUGCUAAUGAACUAGUAAGAAACAACACAUGUUUACUCUCUCUAAAUUGUAUUGCUUUGUACAAAAAACAUUAAUUUCUACAGGACUGCAUUAUAUUAAGAGUCUCUUUGGCAGUCGGAACUUGAAAUCAUUGUGGAUAUUUUUCAUGGACUUUUGAAGUAAUAAAGUAUAAUUUAUAAAAGGCUGUAGUCAAAAUUUUACAGUAGGAACCCAGUUGCUGCUGAUAUUUAAACAGAACAGUUUAGCCAAUAUUUCUAUUCAUCGUAUGAUAAAGGGAAUUUAUUAUUAAAAAUAAAAGUUCUUUUACUGGUUUAACUAGUUUGCUCUUUUGUUUCAGAGCAAAGGGAACCCUUGUCCACAGUUCACAGGAACAGCUACCUCUGCAGAAACAAUAUACUGUCUCUAUGAGCCAACGGUUGUCGAAAAUGAGGAAGAAAGAGAAACAACUG
Molecule: messenger RNA, 1297 nt
Organism: Mercenaria mercenaria
Lineage: Eukaryota; Metazoa; Mollusca; Bivalvia; Venerida; Veneridae
Exons: 5
Coding region: 122-724 (200 amino acids)
Cellular component (GO): membrane
Molecular function (GO): wide pore channel activity
Source: RefSeq, a predicted model, not a curated record